This is a messenger RNA of Actinia tenebrosa (Australian red waratah sea anemone), 2886 nucleotides long. Its product is annotated as protein transport protein Sec23A. Gene Ontology annotation, cellular component: endoplasmic reticulum exit site; COPII vesicle coat. NCBI's taxonomy places the organism in Eukaryota, Metazoa, Cnidaria, Anthozoa, Actiniaria, Actiniidae. Gene Ontology annotation, molecular function: zinc ion binding; GTPase activator activity. The record is from RefSeq and is a predicted model, not a curated record. Gene Ontology annotation, biological process: intracellular protein transport; COPII-coated vesicle budding; COPII-coated vesicle cargo loading.
UGUUUUGCGCAUGUCUGCUACGUGGCCGGUGUUACAGUGGAGAAUUUCUCAACGUUUCUCGACAUUUUCGCACUUUCUUCUUCCUUGAAGAGACGAAAAUGACCACUUAUCAAGACUAUAUCAACCAGAAUGAAGACCGAGAUGGCGUACGAUUCAGCUGGAACGUUUGGCCAUCAAGUCGACUCGAAGCGACGAGAAUGGUUGUUCCUGUUGGUUGUACGUAUACGCCGUUGAAAGAAAGACCUGAUCUUCCUCCUAUUUGUUAUGAUCCUGUACUGUGUUCUCGUAACAGCUGUCGAGCCGUAUUGAACCCAUUUUGCCAAGUGGACUACAGAUCUAAAGUUUGGCAUUGUAACUUUUGCUUCCAAAGAAAUGCUUUCCCACCACAAUAUGCAGGCAUCUCUGAGCAGCACCAGCCAGCAGAACUGAUUCCACAGUUCUCUACUAUUGAGUAUACCCUACAGAGAGGAGGUACCCCUGGCCCUUUGAUCUUCUUGAUUGUACUGGAUACAUGCAUGGAUGAAGAAGACUUCCAAGCAGUCAAGGAAUCACUCCAGAUGUCAUUGAGUCUUAUGCCUCCGAAUGCUCUCGUUGGUCUCAUUACAUUUGGCAAAAUGGUCCAUGUUCAUGAACUUGGCUGUGAGGGAUGCUCAAAGAGUUAUGUGUUCAGGGGAACAAAGGACUUGAGUGCCAAACAGAUUCAGGACAUGCUUGGUAUUGGAAGUAGCGCAAGGGGACAGCCAGGUCCAAGGGGUGCUGGUGGACCAAUGCCGCACCAACCACACCAACCACAUGAUGCCUUCAACAGAUUCCUCCAGCCUGUCCACAAGUGCGACAUGAGUUUGACUGACUUACUGGGUGAACUUCAGAGAGAUCCCUGGCCAAUAGCAACUGGGAAGAGACCUCUGAGGUCUAGUGGGGUAGCUUUGUCUAUUGCUGCUGGGCUUUUAGAGUGCACAUUCCCCAACACAGGAGCAAGAAUCAUGCUGUUUAUGGCAGGCCCUGCGACACAGGGUCCUGGUAUGGUUGCUGACAAUGAGUUAAAGAACCCAAUGAGGUCACAUCAUGACCUUGAAAAAGACAACGCACCACAUGUCAGGAAAGCUAUAAAGUUUUAUGACGCACUCUCUAAACGUGCCUCAGAUAAUGGACACGUCAUCGAUAUAUUUGCCUGUCAGCUGGAUCAAACAGGCUUACAUGAAAUGAAAUAUUGUCCAAAUGCUACAGGUGGUUACAUGGUGAUGGGAGAUUCAUUCAACACAGCGCUGUUCAAACAAACAUUCCAAAGAGUAUUUGCUAAAGAUGUGCGUGGAGAAUUUAAAAUAGCCUUUGGUGGAACAUUAGAAGUCAAGACUUCAAGAGAAUUAAAAGUAUCGGGUGCCAUAGGACCUUGUAUAUCGAUGGAUCGUAAAGGACCAAACAUAUCUGAAACAGAAAUCGGAAGUGGUGGAACUUGUGCCUGGAAAUUCUGUGGCAUGGACCCUUCAACAACUACAGCAGUCUUCUUCGAAAUCGUCAACCAGCACACAGCGCCUGUCCCACAAGGUGGUCGAGGCUGCAUACAGUUUAUCACGCAAUAUCAACACGCAAGUGGUCAACAGAGGGUGCGGGUCACAACAUGUGCACGUAACUGGGUAGAUGCUACCAAUACAGGGCAUAUUGCACUUGGCUUUGACCAGGAAGCUGCGGCAGUACUGAUGAGUAGAAUAGCUGUCUCCAGGGCUGAAGGAGACGAUGGUCCAGAUGUACUUCGAUGGCUUGAUCGCAUGUUAAUUCGACUUUGUCAGAAGUUUGGAGAGUAUCAUAAAGAUGACCCAAGUUCGUUUAGACUCACAGAGAACUUCUCCCUCUACCCACAGUUUAUGUUUCAUUUAAGAAGAUCACAGUUCUUACAGGUGUUCAAUAACAGUCCUGAUGAAACGGCAUACUAUAGACAUAUACUAAACCGUGAAGAUGUGACAAAUUCCUUGAUCAUGAUACAACCGAUCCUUUACUCGUACUCCUUCCAGGGACCACCAGAGCCUGUUCUCCUGGACUCAAGCAGUAUCCUAGCAGACAGGAUCCUACUACUCGAUACAUUCUUCCAAAUUCUCAUCUAUCAUGGCGAGACCAUCGCUCAGUGGAAGAAAGCAGGUUAUCACAAUGACCCUCAGUAUGAAAGCUUCCGUCAGUUAAUCCAGGCUCCGAUAGAUGAUGCUGGUGAGAUCCUGCAGGUUCGCUUCCCCAUGCCGAGAUAUAUUGAAACAGAACACGGAAAGAGCCAGCAACGUUUCCUGCUAUCGAAGGUGAACCCCUCGCAGACCCACAACAACAUGAUCGCCUGGGGACAAGACGCAUCUGGGGCACCUGUCUUGACAGACGAUGUUAGUCUACAAGUCUUCAUGGAACAUCUCAAGAAACUGGCUGUAGCCAACACCUCAUAAGAUAGCCCCUUGCUGGAAAAACUGUCUGUCUGUUCUUCGUUCGUCUUACUAUCCUUAGCUACUCCAAAACCUCUGAAAUUCGAACUCCCAAACUGUGCCCCACAAUUAAUAACGCUUUUCAUACGAUUUAUAAAAGCUGGCUUAAAGAUACCCUUGUGGAGUUUAGAACAUAGAUUCCAAUUUAUUUUUUGCGGAUAUCGUUAUACCCAAAUCACUUAUUUAUUCCUGACUGGAUGUCCUUAAAACAAGUUCUUUUGCACCAAGAACAAAUCCUAGAAACACCACUUACACUACUUAGCUGCUGCGCUCUAACCGUACAUUAGUUAUCAAUGCUUUAGAUAUUCUCAGACUUGUCCUGCCUUACAGUUCAACCAAGAGAAAAUGUUUUAAAUUUUCUCUUUGUUUAUUCCAUAGUUUUUCAUAUACCUAAUACCUAAAUAAAAGUCCUCACAAAAGAAAUUUA